UCGAAGUAAAACUUCCCGCGCUCUCCAUCUUCUUCGACGGUGUAAACCCUGUAUCGACACGAUGGCUCCCAAAUCCGAUAGUGCGGAAGGAAUCGUGCUUAACUUCGUCAAUGAGCAAAAUAGACCACUGAAUUCUCAAAAUGUGGCUGAUUUCUUGCAAAAAUUCAACCUGAAAAAAGCUGCCAUACAGAAGGCUCUCGAUAGUCUUGCUGACAGUGGACGAAUAUCAUUCAAAGAAUAUGGCAAACAGAAGAUAUAUCUUGCUAGGCAAGAUCAAUUUCAGAUCCCAAACACUGAAGAACUUAAUCAGAUGAAGGAAGAAAAUGCCAAAUUACAAGAGAUGCUGGAAGAACAAAAAAAAGCAAACAGUCAGCUUGAAGGAGAGAUUAAAUCUCUACAAUCACACCUAACACUGGAAGAUAUACAGUCCAAUGAUGUUAAACUAAGAAAGCAGGUUAAGGAAAUGGAAGAGAGAUUGACUAAAUUACGUGGAGGAGUAACCUUGGUAAGCCCAGAAGAGCGAAAGGCUGUGGAGAAAACUUACUCAGAUGCAAUCAGUCAGUGGAGAAAGCGGAAGAGGAUGUUCAAAGAUGUCUGGGAUGCUAUUACUGAGAACUCACCCAAAAACCCCCAGGAGUUCAAGGAGGAACUUUGCCUUGAAUAUGAUGAAGAUAUCGGUGUGAGUUUGCAGAUAUAUUCUACUCUAAUGCCACAUGGAAAGAAGCGUCCUAGGGGCUAGUAGCUUCUAUAUAGCAUUGUACACGUAUAAAUGUAUAAGCAAGUAGAGGUAAAUCAGAUUGAUAAAUUAGUAACCUCGUUACAGUUUAAAUUGUUAACGAUCUUGACUUUGAUAUUCAAUUAGUCUUUUCGUA
This is a messenger RNA of Cynara cardunculus var. scolymus (artichoke), 872 nucleotides long. Its product is annotated as homologous-pairing protein 2 homolog. Gene Ontology annotation, biological process: meiotic joint molecule formation; meiotic strand invasion involved in reciprocal meiotic recombination; homologous chromosome pairing at meiosis. The coding region runs from base 62 to 739 and encodes 225 amino acids. The transcript has 6 exons. NCBI's taxonomy places the organism in Eukaryota, Viridiplantae, Streptophyta, Magnoliopsida, Asterales, Asteraceae. Gene Ontology annotation, molecular function: double-stranded DNA binding; recombinase activator activity. Gene Ontology annotation, cellular component: DNA recombinase auxiliary factor complex; condensed nuclear chromosome. The record is from RefSeq and is a predicted model, not a curated record.